AAGUGAGAAGAUAAAGCAACUGGAUAAUCAGGGGGAUCGAAGCAUGUUGUGCGAAUCGCAUUGGAAAAUGUUCAUCCUCUCCUUUAUUCUGAUCAUCGGUAAUGUUCAUCCGUCGGCUGGAGAAGACAAAGAAUAUCAUUUACCUAAGCCAGUAUUAUCUCUGAAUCCAACUUAUCGGGUGUUUUUUCACGAAGAAAAUGUGACUUUGACCUGUCACUGUCGGUGCUCCUCCACAUUGCACCGUUAUUAUAGACACCAGGAACAAUUCACGCAGCAGCAAACUCGUCGAGGUCUAUGUAACUCUUCUGUUUCAUUACGGAGAGUAGGGGGAUAUGAAGCACGCUACACAUGUGAAUGUCUACACAUUGAGAAUCGCAUUUGGAGUACUUCAAAGCGGAGCGACCCAGUGCAGAUUGUUGUUGGAGAUCAACUCUCACAGCCAACAAUCUUCACAAGCCCGAAUUCCGGCACAGUGGUAGAUGGAGAAAAUGUUGGAAUUUCCUGCGAGGCGGACAUUCGUUCCAAUGGGGGGCAAGUUCACUUGUACAAAAACCGCUCAGGAUCCCCUGUACAAUCUCGAGUGGUGAAGGGCAACGUGCAAACUGUCUACUUCAGCAUAAAUCCAGUAAACGAAGGCGCAGGAGGAAAUUAUAGCUGUCGGUAUGAAACAAGGGUGAUAGGAUAUUGGAAGAAAUCCCCAUUCAGCAGAGAUGUAACGAUUACUGUGACAGCUGCACCCAGCACGCCAUGGCUGAACAUCACCCCGGGGUACGCUGCCUUUAUCGUCCUGUUACCUUGUGCGGCGCUUGCUUUGUUCUUGAUCAUUAAGAGAGGACGAAAGAGGAAACAGCAUACUCGGAGAAAUGCAGCCUCAACAAGUGGGGACACGGGUAACCAGGACGCUGAUGCCACGGAUGGCACCGCAAACGUUUCUCCCAAUUCUGACACAAUGGAUGUGCAUCCUGAAGCAGCGCCUGAAGAUCAACAAGAGCUCAAUUAUGCCACUUUGAAUCUGGAGGCCUUGAAACAGAAGGAAGCUGCGUCCGUCACAACGGGCGACUGCAGCAUUUACGCCGAAGUGAAAAAGAAAUAGUAUUUCUAAGCAGGCUGUGGGGAAUUUGUUUCUUGAUUAGAGUCGAGUGCCUCUUCAGCCAGACGUCUGUAGCUGUUCCGCCUCCUGUUCAUGGACAUGAAACAGCAGCUUGGGCGAACAGCAGAAGCGCAAUUCUGGCGGAAGUGUUCAUGCCACACGAGUAUAUCAUCUGAGAGCGUGAUUCACAGUUUCAGAACUGAAAUUCUCAAUAUGCUGCUGGUUCUUUCUUUAUUUGAUUGUGUGUUUUUUUUUCAAAUUUACAGCAGUUCUAUUCUUAUCGACGGAUUCUGAUUUUUUCCUUUUGCCCAAGACAGGCUAAAAACUCUGGUUGCAAAUCAAUAAACCUUCGCGUGUGGAAGCUA
Carcharodon carcharias (great white shark) is the source of this 1455-nucleotide messenger RNA. Its product is annotated as leukocyte-associated immunoglobulin-like receptor 1. Gene Ontology annotation, biological process: cell surface receptor signaling pathway. Gene Ontology annotation, molecular function: transmembrane signaling receptor activity. NCBI's taxonomy places the organism in Eukaryota, Metazoa, Chordata, Chondrichthyes, Lamniformes, Lamnidae. Bases 44 to 1093 code for a protein of 349 amino acids. The transcript is spliced from 9 exons. The record is from RefSeq and is a predicted model, not a curated record.